AGAAGCGACACUGCGGUGUUUGUUAGUCUGAUCAAAAUGGCUGCGAGACCACUGACGCCGAGAGCUCACUGAACGCCUACAAUGACUGUGCUCUCCGCCGUCUGGACCCUCACAGAAUGUAUUUUCCCGGAAUCGCUUCUCACUUUGCAUUCGCGGUAGCCGGCGCGUCACAAGUCGUUCCGCUGGCGACCUAAAACAAAACCUUUCUUGUUUGCACUUUAAAACAAGUUGGCCGGCUGGCUUUCGGACGGCCGUCUGCCAACACGGACAAAAAACUACGCCAUUCAUUUUUUCACUUGUAACCUCUACCAGCUAACGUUGGCUACAACAAUUUAGCUGGCUUUUAAAGACCUUUUUUUUUAAAAAAAAAAAUCCGCAUCGUUUAUUUUUGUUGUGGUUGCUGACUGCGGUUCUUCUCCUUCCCCGCCCCUUUACUGUAUCGCAUAUGACGUUUUAGCAUUUAAUAUUUUGGACAAGUGCAUUCUUAAACGUUUCGCUCAGCUGUACAAUACAAUAUUGUGUUUUUGUAUAUUUGGCUGAGGAGGGAGCGUUGUUUACCUUGCUAUCCUGUCACCAAGCUGCUACGGCAGCGGAGUCUUGACUGAAUCUCCUUCACUGCUUUACGGGUAACUUUGGAGAGGGCACCUGGGAAUGAAUACAAGCUGCCAAAGCCGUGGUUAACGCAAGCUGAGAGAAGCUAGCAACACAAGAAAGAGAACCAUUUGAUGGAAGAAAAGAGAAGUAAAAAGCAAGAAGAAAAGAUCAAGAAGGACGUCGCUCAGAAAAAGGCUACAGAACAGAAACCCAAAGUCUCCUGCACCACGCAGCAGUGUGCGGGAUCAAGAUGGAUGAAGGCUCAGAGGGAGAGUAACACAGCAAGCAUCAGGCUGAGACAUAAAAAAUGGAGAGAGAGAGAGCAGUGCCAGAACCUGCUCCCACUUAUCCCAGUACCGCAACACCCCACCACCUCCACCCUGCCAGCCCAAAGCUGCCCCUCUCCUCCUCAUUUUCCUCUGGCAAUGACCAACGCAACUCUUCGAGUAGCCAGCUCCAGAGUUCGACUCCCCCUCAGCCGCAGUGCCAGUUGUCAUCUUCCGGUGCUCGCUACCCCCCAAGAGAGGUGCCCCCGCGCUUCCGCCAACAGGAGCACAAGCAGCUACUGAAGAGAGGCCAGCCUUUACCAGCAGGAGCCUUCAGUGAUCUCUCACACUCCUCCUCCUCCUUCUCGUCUUUGUCACCUUCAUUACCUUACUCUUCACCUUCUACAAGUACCAGCAUCACUACCCCACACUUUACAGAGGGCACUACAGGCAAACAACAGCCAGACAUAUCCUCGCAGAGUGGCUCUGCUGCCCAGAUUUACCAUUCGGGAACCUCAUUGCAAGCUGACAGCAUUUCCGGUGGCAACAGCUGGAAGAAAGGGAUUAUUGACGGAAGUGACACUGAAGCUUGGCCCUCCAUUAGCCACAGCAGUGACCCCAGCCAACCUGCAGCACCAGAAUGCCCCUUGGGCUCAGCUAACUUCAGCACAGACGUCAGCGCUGUCACUACCACCAGUUGUACUUUUCUGAGUAUGGCCACAAGUGCCACAGGCCAGCCGGCCCACUACACAGCUCUCAAAUCUAACAAUAACAUGAUGACAGGACCCGGGUCAGCCAACACGUUAUCUAGUAACAGAGGUUGGGGCUCAGAUGCCAAACAAGAUGGAAUGAAUGGCGGACGAGUAGGAACGCCAAAUCACUGGGGCUCACCCGGUUUUAAUUUGAAUCUCAAUCCCACUGCAAACCCAUCAGCGUGGCCUGUUCUCGGUCAUGAGGGUGUUAUUGGCUCUAAUGGGGUGUCCGCCUCAUCUCACCCACCGGGCAAUGGGAAUGGAAACCUGGGGAACGGGAGCAUUGGAGGCGCAAGUGCUUGUGGCGGAGGUUGGGUUAGCAUGGUUGGUGCCAAUGAAAAUGAACAGCAGCGCCCCUCAACCAACACAAACUUGUCCUUCAAUAUGGAAACUAACCGGAACACUGAUGGACCAAACCACAGCAAGCAACAAGCUCAGGAGCCUAUGAGCCCUAUCCAUGGGUUAACUGGCUGGGGAGGCCAGUCACCUACUGAAUCAUCCCAACUUAAUGGAGACACAACAGGCAGCUCUGUGUGGGGUAGUGCAGAAACCAAGGCAGCUGACUCACCGAAGGACUCCGGCUGGGACGCAGCUCCCUCUGCAGGCCUCUCUGCCUGGGGCCGCCAAGGUAGUGGUGGCGGGAGUAAUGGAAACGGUGGCUGGGGAGACUGGGGAAAAUCCUCAGGAAGUGGAGAUGCAUCGAAAGCCUGGGACUCUGUUGAUGGUGCCAGUUCAGGUUCGGGUCAAGAGCAACAACUUGGCACAUGGGGUAAGCAGUGUGAAACUGCCCCAGCAAGCGAGGGUAGUGGGGACAGCAGAGAUGGCCGAUCUCACCACAGAGAGAGGUCCUCAAGCAUGGAUUGUACCCCUGUGUUACCACGACAGGACUUGGACCCACGGGUACUAAGUAACACAGGUUGGGGACAGACUCCCAUUCGACAGCAUACAGUAUGGGAGAUGGAGGAGGCCAACUCUGAUGAUGGGAAAAGCAACAGCAGCUCAGACACAUUUGAAGGUUCCAGCUCUAAUAGUGGUCCUCCUUCUACCAAUGGAGGUGCCAUCAACCCCACCAUUGGUACAAAUCAGAGGCAUGGAUCCGAAGGAAAACGUGACAGUGAUGGAUCAUCAAAUUGGGGAGCCCCUACAACUGGUUCUGGAUGGGGUGAUCCCCCACAGUCACUGAACGAAACAGCUAAUGGCACCACCAGUGGCUGGGGAGACUCCUUGCCUAGCAGUGGACCUAAAAAUGUAGGCGUGACAUCUUGGGGCUCUGAGGACAAGUCACCUACUUGGGACAGUGACAUGACAAAAAGCCAGUCCAGUAAUUGGGGGGAGGGCCCCCGUAGCUCCCGCGGUUGGGGCACUUGUAAUGGGGGCUCCCACAGCUCCAACACAAGGGAUUGGGGAGAACCAGAGAUCAAAAAUAAUGGGUCCCCCAGUAGCAUGUGGGAAGGUGAGGGAGGAAAUGGGGGUAAUGGUGGGUGGAAGGAUAGCACUCGAGGUGGAAACAGAGGAGGUGUUAAGCUGACUUCAUCUGUGAGCAACAGCACUUGGGGAGAGACCGCACGUGCAAAUGGCCCAGUGCAGGGCACCUGGGGAUCUUCUAAGCCCACUGAAAGCAGCAGCAGCAGUAGCACUGGUAGUGGAGGAGGAGGUAGCAUUGGGUCUUGGGGAGGUCCUGGUUCUGUGAAACAGAACACCUCCAACUGGAGCAAUGUUAGCAAACAAGACCAGUGCUUGGAGUCCACUGGUUGGGAGGAGCCCUCCCCUCCCUCUGUCCGCAGAAAGGUGGAGAUUGAUGAUGGAACGUCUACCUGGGGUGAUCCUAGCGCAUACAACAAGACUGUCAACAUGUGGGAUCGCAAUAAUCCUAAUGGUAACCAAGGCAACAGUGGCCCACCCCCCAUUAAGAAUGGCGGUAUGAUCACGCCUAACAAUAACAGCAACAAUCAUUCCGUCAGCUCUGGCAACAACAAUCAACACCAUGGCCAUCCAAUGCACCACCAUCCUCACCAUGGCAAUGCACCAAGCCAUUUACAACACCAUGGAAACAACUAUGCGUCACCCAACAAUUGUGCCCUGCACCCUGGUGCAGGCCCCCAGGGUAGACCUCCUCUUACUAACCCAGGCUGGGGAGAGCUCCCCAAUGUACAGCCCAAGUCAGAGCCUGCUUGGGGAGAGCCAGCCGCUCCGACAUCAGCUGUGGACAACGGCACCUCCGCUUGGGGUAAGCCUCCAGGGGGAGUCGGAGGAUGGGGAGAUGGUGGCCAUGAACCCUCCGGACCCUAUGGCAGAGCCAACGGACCCUCCUGCUCUGCACCCUGCAAGCCUGGGCCCAAACCAAUGCAAGACAGUUGGGGAAGUGGAGGGGAGGAAAUGGGCAUUACUACAAACCAGUGGGACACUGAGGAUGGAGACAUGUGGAGCAGCCCCACCUCACAGGAGAGCAGCUCUUCUUGCAAUUCCUGGGGCAAUGGACCCAAGAAGGGCCCGAGCAAGGUUAAGAUGGGGAACAAGCCAGAUGAGACAUGGCUCAUGAACCGUCUCAUCAAACAGCUCACUGACAUGGGCUUUCCGAGAGACCCUGCUGAGGAGGCCUUGAAGAGCAACAACAUGAAUCUUGACCAGGCCAUGAGCGCUCUGCUAGAGAAGAAGACUGACCUGGACAAGCGUAGUGUCGGCAUGUCUGAUUACAGCAACAGCCUGAACAAGCCUCUGGUGUGUCGACCAUCUGUGCUCACUAAAGAUCCCUCUGACCGCACCGCCUUUCUUGACAAGGAUGGCGUUCUGUCCGAUGAUGCCCCCCCAUCACCGUUUCUGCCUUCCCCUAGCCUGAAGCUCCCCCUGGCCAGUAGUAGCCUUCCUGGGCAGGGUCUGGGACCAGGCAACUCGGGGCUGGCAAUGCAAAACUUGAACAACAGACAGAUACCCAGUGGAAUGUUUGGCAGCAGUGGGGCAGCACAAAGCCGGGCCAUGCAGCAGCCUCCUCAGCCACCAGUGCCACCUCUGAGCUCCUCCCAGCCUAGUCUACGUGCUCAAGUGCCUCAGUUUCUCUCCCCUCAGGUCCAAGCACAACUCUUGCAGUUUGCAGCAAAAAACAUUGGUCUGAACCCUGCACUUUUAACCUCACCAAUAAACCCUCAGCAAAUGACCCUGUUGUAUCAACUUCAGCAACUGCAAAUGGCAUACCAGCGUUUACAAAUUCAGCAGCAGAUGAUGCAGGCGCAACGCAAUGUUUCCGGCCCCAUUCGACAGCAAGAGCAGCAAGUCGCACGCACAAUCACCAACAUGCAACAGCAGAUCCAGCAGCACCAGCGUCAGCUCUACCAGGCGCUGCUGAUGAAGCAGCAGCAGCAACUACCCUCUCAUUCUGCCUCCUUCUCUUCUUCUUCCGCUGGUCUGCACGGCCCCACCGGAGGCCCCGGAUCCGGCAAAUCAACCCUGGACCCUUUCACAGGUCCUCAUCAGGCCCCGGGCCUGGCCGACACACUGCACACCAAAGAGCCGCUGUCCUCGCCCAAUGCCUACAGCACCUACCCUCUUUCUGGACUGAAUCCAAACAUGAAUGUAAACUGCAUCGAGGUCGGGGGUCUGUCCCUGAAGGAGCCCCCUCAGCCCCAGUCCCGCUUGUCCCAAUGGACACACUCCAACGCCAUGGACAACCUCGGUGGCAACACCUCAAACUUGGAGAACAACCUCAACAAACACGGUGCCAUAUCUGCUGCCUCGACUCUGGGCCCCACUGGGAAGCCACACCAAUUGGAGGACUCCUACAGUCCAUACAGUCUGAUGUCCAACUCAGAGUCGCCUGCCAGCCCCUUGGUGCCCCCAGACAGCUGGGGCCAAGGGAAGAAUCCCAAUGAAAAGAUCACCAACGGGACCAACAUUAACUGGCCUCCAGAAUUCUGCCCAGGUGUGCCAUGGAAGGGCCUUCAGAACAUUGACCCUGAGAAUGACCCUAAUAUGACCCCUGGCAGUGUCCCCAGCGGUCCCACUAUCAACACCAACAUCCAUGAUGUCAACAGAUACCUGCUGCGUGACAGGAAUGGAGGUAAACUGUCUGAUGUGAAGUCCACCUGGUCUUCAGGACCCGUCUCCCAGAACCAAGGCUCCCUCACCCAUGAGCUGUGGAAAGUCCCUCAAGGUCCACGCGGCUCCACUGCCCCUUCCCGCCCUCCUCCAGGCCUCACCAACACCAAGCUGCCAUCCUCCACCUGGGGAGGGAACUCACUCGGCCUGGUCCAAGGCUGGAGUGGCUCCUACUCCUCUGAGGGAACAACCUGGAGUACAGACAGCUCCAACAGGUCUAGCAGCUGGCUGGUGCUCAGGAAUCUCACACCUCAAAUUGACGGUUCCACUCUGCGAACCCUGUGCAUGCAACACGGCCCCUUGAUCACAUUCCACCUCAACCUGACCCAAGGGAACGCCGUGGUGCGCUACAGCUCCAAGGACGAGGCUGCCAAAGCCCAGAAGUCUCUGCACAUGUGCGUGCUAGGUAACACCACCAUCCUGGCGGAGUUUGCCGGCGAGGAGGAGGUGAACCGCUUCUUUGCACAAGGCCAGUCGCUGGCCUCAAACAACACCACCAGCUGGCAUGCUAACUCGGGAACCAAUCAGAAUCGAAUGGGCGGGGCAGCGCCAUCCCACUCCAUUGGUCAGUGGAGCAGCAGUGGAGGCGGCGGCGGAGGAGGCAAGUCCAGCGGCGGCGACCUUCUUUGGGGAGGGGUCCCCCAGUACUCCAGCCUGUGGGGGCCUCCGAGUGGAGAGGACGCCCGCGUGAUCGGGAGCCCCACCCCAAUUAACACUCUGCUACCUGGAGACCUGCUGAGUGGGGAGUCCAUGUAGGAGGAUGCCAGAGCCCACCACCACUAACCACACGCAGGGUGGAGGAGGGCUCGUAGGAACAGGAGCAAAACCCAAGCGAAUCAUGUGGAGAUAAUCAGCACCAUUUUGGAACUUUGUGGAACUGUGAAUUGUGAAGCAGAAGGCUGAGGGUUCUCCCACAUGGACCGUAGACCCCAGUCUUUUAUUUUUGCAACAUGAAAAACAAAUAAACUGACAUAAAACAAAGAAACCCUUUUUUAGGAGAAGCAAUCAAAGCUGCCACCUACCUUUCCCUCCAUGAAGAAUGAAAAUCAACCCAAACAAAGCGAGCAUUCCCAGCAUGCACCAUGGCCAAUGACGUGGUUGAAUGACCUUUACUAGUUACCUUUCUUUCUCAGCACUAAUUAGCCUUAAGUGCUCUCCGGCCCAGGUCCUUCCCAAGCCGCCUUUCCUUUUCUUUGUGGACUUUGUGAAGUACGUGAUGGAAUCUUGCACAGUUUGACCUCUUGAGCCAGCGUGAGCGACGCGACACGGCUGGUGACCAACUCUCUUUAACUGUGGCCCCCAGCCCCCGGUCUUCGGAUUGUUCAGUUUGUCUUGUGGACGCCGCUGACAGCUGUUCAUUGUUGAUGUCUGUCCCUAUUUAUAAGCUCUGUGCACGACUGAGUAGAGUGGCACCAAAUCACUGACAGGAUUGGUCACCUCCAGUUCUUACUGGUGCUUUGUUGACUUUUUCUACUCCUCUUCAGGCUGACUGUGUCUGGAUUGGUGGGGGAGGAGGACGCAAUUCCACCUUUUAGAUGACGGUUUACAUUGUGCAAUAUACACCGGAGAACUUUCUGGCCGUCCACACGCAGCUGGUCGUUUUUCUGUGUAUUCGAUUGUUAUUGGAACUUGAAAGACCUUAUCCCCCAAAACUUGGAUUCCCUCCAGAGCGCCGGUCCCCCCGCCCUUCUUUUUGAGCAGUCGGGAAAACCCUGCAAAGAGGAAGACGUUUCCUCAAUGCGUGCCGCACCCAGAACAGACUUGAUCCACAGCGGGAUUGGACGCCUCUGGGUAUCUGGCACAAUACCAAAUAAAAAGGCAGGGGAGCGGAUGUUGGUUCUCCUAAUGCAGUAGACCUUUCGAGUGUUCCUCGGUUCUGGAUCAACACAGGAAAGACCUUUUGAAAGGGUUUUUAUCAUAGCACUUAUGAGGAGCUAAUGGCUUCAAUCCAAUAAAUCAAGACAGCUCUUCUUGGACAAAGGGAACACAAGUGAAUUGUCACCUAUGAACAAUAUCAAAGUGAAUAUCACUGUUACUCCAAAUGUUUCAAAGCCUUGCUCUCAUUGGAGACCUGCAUUGUCUCCACAAACGGCGGGGCUGGGGAAGGGGGCGCGGGAGUCAGGUAGUCCACUGAGUGCCUCUCUACUGUGGUCCACGCCUGUCCCCUUCUGUCCCACCUCGGGUCACCACAGCAGCAGCAGCCGCACUUCCUCUACUGGGCUCAGUCUGGCAAUAACCACCGCCCACCUGCCUCUGCUGUGGCCCUGCCCACCUCCCCUGACUCAUCUGUUCUUAAAAACACAAAAAUCACUUUAGCUGGAAGAUUUAAUAGUCAUAUUUCUGGAUUUAGUUUGUUUUAUUGUGUUGUCGUGUUGACAUGCUACAUUCUGACGUAGCCCUUCACUGUUCAUAUGCAGAAAACACUCGUGCGCUCGUGCUGGGUAUUGAAUGCAACGCUAGGAUCAAUACUACAGACUUUUGAUUGUGUUGGACAGUAUUCUCUACUACUUCCAGUCCAGGUUGUUUCUUGUUCUAUUUGUUUUGGUCCAAGCUGCUCCCAUUGCCUAGCUGCUACGCUACCACACCCCCCGCGACCCCCUCCCCUUCAUCAGCAGCCACAUCAUAUAGCCCCCCCCUCCUCUAGUGGGCCCUUGUACCAGUUUCUAUGCAAAAGACGAGAGGCCCUUUUACAAGCACUCCCCCCCCUCCACCCCUACUGUGCACUUCACAAUGGCCAACACUUCUCCAAAACACUGUUGCUGGCUGACUUUUAGUCGGAACACUUGAUCGACGACACUUGUGUCCAAACUUGAUCUCAGGGUUGGGGGGGGGGCAGACACCACCGCAAUGAUGCAGCUCUCCACGCCUGUCGUUUGUUUCUACUGUGAGAGCGCCAUCUUUACAAUGUACUCACACACCUCACUUUUUCCUGGCGUAAAAAAGAAGCCAAUGUACUGUGCCAACUUCAACAAGCUGUGUCGUAUAGAGAGCACUUGUGUCCGAGGGUGGGGGGGCAUCACACCCCUGAAAUGACUGAGUUUGUUUUUUGUUUUUUAUGCUUUUGUGGGACAAACCUAACCUAGCAUUGGACGGGUGAGGUUCCAGUUUGCUACAGUGCACAGUUGAUGGGUAAUCCCGGGUACAUAUUUUUUUAAAACCAAAAAAAACACAAAAAAAUAACACAUUAACAUCAUUUUUAUGAAACUUGACAAAAAAUCUUAAAGGAAAAAUGUAAAUGGGGAAAAAACAAAGUUCUAUGAUAUGUUAAAGCUCUGCACUUCUAGCUGAAAGGUCUCUGAUGGAACACGUCUACUAACACCAUGAAGAAGUAGACCAGCGACCAGGCUGCCUUUUCUUUUCAUUCAUCUCCUUUUUAUGUUGAUGUCCUGCUCAAAGCCGGCCCACUGAUUUGAACUGUACAUUUCCACACAGCCAAAAAUGGCUCAGGGGGGCCCACUGUAUCAGCCUCACUCACAGGGCAACCAGAUGGAGACGUACAGAGUCUUAAAAAAAAAAAAAAAAAAAAAAAGUCAAGAAGAAAAAGGGGACAAAGGCUACCUUUUCAGGACGUGCAGUCCUGCAGCACACAAGCAAAAAUCACUAUUGCCUGUUUCUGUAACUGCCUUGAUCCAAGCUCAGACAGACCCAAUAGCCGAGGAGUACCAAGUGGAGAAAGUCAAAAGAGGCUUUCAAAAAUGCUGCACCAGCACUGAGAGGCUCUCCUCACCACGCUCUCGACAUAGCAGUACAUCUCAAUAGCAACACGCCUCGGAUUGUAGCCUCUCUAAUCUUAACUUGUUUGUGUCAACUGAAGAUGAGCAAUAUGUUGCUGGGUUUUUUUUUUUUGCCCCCCGCAAAUAUGCGAAGGAAACGAUGUAAUUGUAAACUGAUACUUGAUCGUACGAAAGCCGGAGGUUGAAAUUCUGCACAUUUUGCUUUUUAUUGACACGAUGCAGUGCGUCAAAGCAAGUGUACUGUAUGUGUGUUUUUUGUUUUUUUAAAGCCAGGCAUGAUUAAUUCCCCCCAGCUUUGAGCAUUUCCUUAAAAGAAUCACAUAUCAAAAAAAAUCUUGAAUUUACUUGAAUCGAUGGAAUACAAAGGAAAGAGGGUCACACUGAAAAGAAAAAAAGAAUAAAAAGGGGAAAAAAUCCUAAUCUUACAAGAAAAAAAAGUUGGAACUGGAACUACGUUUACAUUUUUUUUUUUAAACAAAAAAACUUUAAUUUAAUAAAAAUCCAUAUAUAUUUAAUUAGAGCUGGGCGAUAUGGACCAAAAGGCAUAUCCUGAUAUAUUUAGGUUGAAUAUCCCGAUACUGUGUACUGUAUAUCCCGAUAUUUUUUAAGCAAAGUGAGUUUAGACAAAAUCAAAGCCAAAUAUGCGUGUCAGGUUGUUUUAUUAAAAUAAAUUCUUUUGAAAUUUUAAAAGCGUCAUGCAAGAUGCACAUAAAAAAAAAUUAUCUAAAAAUAGCCUCUAAUAUAAAGUAGGCCGUUCUCUUUUUGAAACAAAUAUGGGAAAAGUCUAAUCUUUUUUGAGAACGUACCUUUAGCUGGAUCCCUUCAUAUAGAGAGUUAGGACAACUGAGAUUACGCCGCCAUGUUGGGGCCAAUUCAAGCGCGCGGCUUGCGUGCACAGUACGACAAUGCAUCUAAAUUGCAAUGUCUCUGCACAAAGGGACGCAUGCAAAAUGUCUGUUUUCUAAUUAUUUAUAGAUCUAUAUUUUCCAAUGUGUAAUAUGGUAUAAUUUGACAUGCAUGAAAACAUUGUUGAACUGUUAUGGACAUCAUGCAUGAAUGCUUUGCCAACUGCUUAUUAAAUUAGCAAAUUCAGUCCACAUUAAAAAGAAAUAUGAAUUCUGUUGAAUAUGGAACAGUUGCAUUAACUUCAACAUUUGAUUUCAACUGUAAAUGGAAUAAAAAGCAGAAUUUCACGAUGCAUUCAAUGUCAACAGAUGUCAAAAUGAAUGCACUUUUAUAAGUUUGCUCAAGAUCAUGGAUGACUUUAUUUGCAACCAGAGGUGAUUUACACAAGGAUCAUUCUUAACUCUAAACAUCCAUGACUGCCUUGUUGUUUCGUUUUUUUAUAGUAUAUUUUACGUUUAGGCUACUUUCUUAUAUCAAAACAAUUAAGUAGAACACAAUAUUUAGGUAAACACACUCUCUCCAAAACGUGCCAAGCUCAUCAAGAGAUGCCUUAAACUUAGUAACAUCGCCCCAGGUGGCUCUGUCAAGUUUGUAAAACAUUGUGACAUAAAAAAUUUCAACAUGUACAGAGCCGACCUCGCACAGCUUUGAAGACGACUUCGGCUUCCAGCCCAAACGGUUGAUUUUAUUUUCCCAAAUUGUCCGUCUGUUGACAUCUGAAGGGAAUGUGUAAAGCUUGAAACCCUUGGCAUGUCUAUUUGUGCAUCCAAAUGCACAACAACCCGGCAUUUUUGGGGAACAAACAAGAAUACUGUAAAGAAAAGGCAAACGCAAAUUUGGCCCCAAGAUGGCUCCACGAGUCACGUGACCGUACUUUUUCGACUCGACGUGUCGCAACUCUCUAUAUGGAUCCAACUUUACAAGAUAAAGAUUGUAUUUUUGGUCAAAUGUGUGAAAACCGUGAAAACACAAGCAAACGUCACAUUUUCACAAGUCAGUGUACGAGUAUAUUUUCGAGGGCGGGGUGCGUGUAACAACAACAAAAAAAAAAAGUUUUGUGAUUUAUAAUUUUAAGGUAGUGACUAUUGUUCUUGUAAGAUUACCUUUUUUUUCUUGAAAAAAGUGAUUUCCCAUGACUUUCUCGUAAUUGGCUUUAUUCUCUUGAGAUUACCAAUUAACUCUCAUUCAAUUCUGACUUUUUCCCCCAUAAUUUAUAACUUUAUUCUUUAUUCUUCAAGUGUGGCCCCACUCAUCCUUGGUAAGAGUGUCAAUAAAGUAAUGUGAAGUCAGUAAUUCUCUCGUCUGACAGCUACGCUGAGAGGAUGGCAAUGUAUUGCAUUAAGUUACAAAUCUUUUGGGAAAAAAAAUGCAAGUGUCAUCUAAAUGUGUGUGUGCUUGGAAGUGUGUGUGUGUGUAUGUGUGUGUGUGUGUGUCAGUCAUCUUCUAAUGUUGCACUGAGUGUCUUGUUUCCCUCACUCAGCUAAUCGAAGAUAAAAGUACGGAGGGGAGACGGUGACAAUUCAUGUGUACAUGUUUACUCAAGGACUUAAUGGAUUUUUUGUUUUCAUUCUAUCUGUAAAAAAGUUUAUUGACCUUAUAGUGGCUUUUAUUGUGGAAUAAUCCCAAUGCAGGAUUAUCAAUGAGUAUUGCACCAUUUUGUUCCAAUGUAAAAACAACAAAAAAAUUAUAAAAACCAACAAAAAAAGGUUAAAAAUAAAGACAAAGACGUGUGGCCAUAGCUAGGUGUAGAAGGACUCGUGUUCCCUGUUAGCUUCAACAGCAAUGGAAAAGGAGGUGGGGUCAUUUCAGAGGUGCCUAUGGUUUGUGUUUUUCUUCUGCAAAAGCCACUGGUCGUUUACAAGCAUUUCCUUUGUCAGACUUUGGAGCCAAUAGGAAUCUACGACAGGAAUGUUGUAUUUAAUAAAAGAAAGUGAAAAUAUCCUCUUCCAUCAAAUAUGGACAUGAAAACCUUGCAAAAUGAAGAUUUAUGCUACUUUCAGUACUCUGGGAUUGAUCAGUGUUGUUGUCCUUUUUCAAGUUGUUGACACAUGAUCUCUUUCUGUGUGUGUGCGUGUGUGUUUGCGAUUAUGUUUGGUCACUAUCUUGCACACUUGUAAAAGAUUCAUGGAUUUUUGUCUCAGGAAGGCCAGGGUUCCAACAUCACAACUCCUCCAUUUCUUCACGAUGAAGCAACAAGCGCUGAUAAGUGUUUUUUGUUUUUGAGUUGGAAAGACAACAAGAAAUGUUUUGUAGCAACUUACAUAAAUAUUUACCAAAUAAGACUGAAAAUCAGUUUUGAAUUGAAAGAGAAAAGAAAGUGCUUUACAUGUGAAAUCUGAAGUAGACAUAUAUUGCUUUACAUUUUCAAACCAUGACAUGAAAAUGCAUUUGUAUGCUUUGUUUUUUGCUUUGUGUGCGCGCGCCUGUGCAGAACGUUAGUUGUCAAUCAUCUCUCCGUGUCAACAGCUGGUUUUUAAAUGGAUCAUGAUCUAUGCACAAAGUGGGAGGGGCAAGUCCUUGGGGUUCAGGGUUUGAUGUCGGCUUCUUAUUCUUCUUUUUGUGUCUUGCGCUAACGAUGUUCUCAUUUGCGUGUCAUGUUUUAGCAAGCCCUUACAUCACCAUGCUGUGUAACCCUUCUUAACCAAUGAGCGCUUGUCCUUCUGCUGAAGCACUGUGGGUCCUACUGAGAAGAAGCCCAUGAUUUUAAUAAGGCUCGAAGGUUUUUUUUAAGGGGAGGGAGGGAGGGGGGUUAUGUGGGUACUUUGCCUUUGCCUUUACUUUGAAAAGAAAAGAAAAAAAAAACAAUGGGAAAAAAAAAAUGUCUGUAACUGAAAAACAAAGUUGUGGCUUUUAAUGUUGUUCCUUUUCCUCCUCAUAGAAUGUGAUUGUUAAGGACAUGCACCGAAAAAAAAAAAAAAGUUUCCAUGUGGCUUUAUGGAGCUUAUUUCGGAUUAUAUUAAAGUACAAAAUUUCUUGGCUGUUA
Messenger RNA from Dunckerocampus dactyliophorus (ringed pipefish), 13324 nucleotides. It is a transcript of the gene tnrc6c2, whose product is annotated as trinucleotide repeat containing adaptor 6C2. Gene Ontology annotation, cellular component: P-body; nucleoplasm. The transcript has 23 exons. Gene Ontology annotation, biological process: miRNA-mediated post-transcriptional gene silencing; positive regulation of nuclear-transcribed mRNA poly(A) tail shortening. The coding region runs from base 902 to 6457 and encodes 1851 amino acids. Gene Ontology annotation, molecular function: RNA binding; protein binding. NCBI's taxonomy places the organism in Eukaryota, Metazoa, Chordata, Actinopteri, Syngnathiformes, Syngnathidae. The record is from RefSeq and is a predicted model, not a curated record.